UGAGUGAAGCGGCCAUUUCAGAUUUAUUUUCAAGUUUAUUUAGAAAAUCUUUUAUUUCAUAUCUUGAAUAAUUCUGUGCAUUGUAUAGUAUUCUAUUCUAAAGUACUACAAGAGCUGGAACCGAUUAACCUGUCAUGGGGAGAGGCCCAACAUGCUAACAGGGACCGAGUAAAAUGGAGGGUGCUCAUUGAAGCCUUAUGUCCCAUAGGGGACGAAGAGUAGUAGUAGUAGUAUUCUAAAGUACUCUUACUUCCUUUUGAUGAAUAAAUACCUGUGAAGGGAUUUUUGCAUUUAAAGUACAGUUGUGGUGGUCAUUAUUAAAUAGCAAACAUUAUUAAGGGUAGACCAAGUUAUAUUUUACUACAACGAGCUCAGGCCCAGUCCCGUUGUAUUAACCACUCUAGUUUAUUUUAACUUCAAAAGCUUCAAAGCCAGGUCAGCUAACACUUUAUCAAGUUAGCUAGGACAUUGAACCAUAACAAAACCCAUAACACGUCAAUCGAAAUAGUGUGCAGAUUACUUGAUGGUGUCAAAAAGUAUUAUGCCUUUUUCAUUUGUGAAGUGCUGCAGGUUCAAUGGCAGACUAUUUCUUAUUAUAGUAAGAAGUACAUUACAAUGGUUGUGUUUAAAAUCUGAAAUGUUUACAUUUAUAUUUAAAGAUAGCCUACACUUCUCUGCUCCAUUCUCUCCACUAAUACUGCAGUUAUCUGUAGACAUGGCUGGCAGUUAUCUGUAGACAUGGCUGGCAGAUCGGAUGCCAACAACCCUCAUAGCGGAGAGCCUGAUGAUGAACUGGGGGAACUUGAUAACAUCUUGGCUGAUUUGCAAGAUGAAUCAGAGAAAUAUGGGGCAGGUACUAAAGCCAAGAGGAAGAAGCCUGAGAAGCUUGUGAGGUGGAAGAAAAGGGACCAGUACGGACGUCUGAUUGCUGAGACUCAACAAUCUUCAGGAGGAGCUGGUCCCUCUUCCCGGCCUAAGGACACCUGUCCAGUGCAUAUGGUCCCAUGUCCUGAUGAUGCUUCAAACUAUGCACCGUUACAAGUGCAGUUACAAGAAGCACACAAGGCACUUGACACACAGCUUCAGUUGCUGCAAGAAAGCCUUGAAGAUGAUCCUUUGGCCUGUUCAGAAGGAAGAGAGAUGUUGACUCGAACCUGGGAUAUGCGGCAAACACACUCGGAAGAGAAAUGGGAGAAUGCCAGGCCUAACCUUUUGGAGUCGAUGUUGUCAGCAGAGUGGACACUGGAUCAGUCCUGUGACCACUGCCACACAAAACGGGCUGUGAUUAGAUGUCGAGACUGCCUGCCCAAACACCUUUUCUGCAGUGACUGUGAUUUGGCUGUCCAUCGAAACUACGUUUUGCACAAUAGGGACUCACUUGUAGAAGGUUUUUACAAGGCACUUCCACCUACAUGUCAUAUUGUGCAAGACGGCAGUGGAGCACCUGAAAUAUCUGAGAAAGCAUGUCUUCUACCCAUUGCUUCGCCACACAAUCUUUGCAAUUGUGACACACAAGACAUUGCAAUAAACGCUGGACGAGCCAUCAUUCUUGUGGAGAUAAAUGGUCGAUAUGAUCUUUCGCUUCCCUUGGUGACCUGCAAAUCCUGCUUAAAAACAUGGACACCUGGAUUAAAAGACCUUCAGUCCAAUGGUUACUGGCCAGGCAAUGUGGAUUUUCAGACUGUUUAUUCCACUGAUGUGUUUCACACAUUUGAGGAAUUUAAAGUCAGCGCACCGGGGUUAUCUCGACAAGCAUUUGUGAAAAUGCUUGAUAAUCGCACCAGCAACUUUGGAAGGGCAGGAAGAAUAUCUGGAGAUAGUUUCCAGCGUAGUUUCCUGGAGUGGACCUACUGCAGACAUGAGAAGGAAAAGCUGUUGGCUGUUGACCAUUUCUCUUGUCCAGCCUGCAUGGAAGACAUUGCAGCAAUUUCUGUUGAUGGAAACCGCAAGAUGUACCGCUUCAAUCGGACUAAAGGGACUGAUGAAUCUGGUUACUUUGAUGGUGCUUUUUUUUCAAAAGACAAGGAGGUUGCAGAAUUUGUGGAGGGUAUCCGGAAUCGAAUCAGACCUGAAUCCGGUCGAGGUGUGUGUGGUAAAUCCCAAUGGAAAGCUGCAAGGGAGACUGCCAAAAAGUCUGGGUCAAAGGUGGAUGAAGAGGGAGUGGAGGUGGCCGUCUGUCGUCAUGGAAUUUUGUUCAAGGCUUUGAACAUGUUCAGAGGAGAGAUAUACGCUUAUCCUCUCUUCCUACAAAAGGAGGUUUCUUUGGGCCAUAACAUUCAAUUUUUCUGCACUGAUAUCAUGUGCAAGUACUAUCCUUACCUGCAGAAGGUAUGUGAGGCUUUCCCAGAUCUGGUGCCACUCCUGCAGAUGAAGCCAUUCCUGUCUGUGAUGCAUGCAAAAGGCCACUCAGGAAAAUGUGAGGUGCAAUGGGGUGGGCGCAAUCAGGAAGGAGCGGGUAUGACUGUUGGGGAGGAGGUCGAGCAGGUGAAUUCUUUUUUGUCACAAGUUGGACUAACGACAAAGUACAUGACCAAAUCUGCACGCACAGAUAUGAUUACAUUGCAAGCUCGAGGAUGGAACAUGAGAAAGAAGAGCAAUCUACACGAGUACCUUUCUCAAAGAUAUGUCAAGAUAAUGAAAAGGACAAGAGAAAUGGAGCAGGAGGUAGAGGCCUUGAAAGUGGAACUGGGGAAGACUGAAGUGGAACUCCAGCAGUGGGUUACUGAUGUGAAGGAUUGGGCCGCAGCAACUCCAAAUGACAUCAGUCCUGAUGAUGCUCCUGGGUUACAGCGUGUCAUGGAAGGUUUGGCCCCAAGUAUCCAGCAGAAGAAAGUGGAUAAAUAUCGGCAGACUGACAGCAAUAAGGCCAGGCAGCGCAUUCAAACAAAGAUUGCAAAGGACAAAACUAAAUUAAGCCAAGCCAUGGACUUCUACAACAGGCUUGUCUCUGCUGAAGAUGCUGUUGGUCCAGUUGAUGUCAUCCUGGCUGCAGAGUGUCCUUUAUGGCCAUGGGACAAAGGUAUCUGAAUUUCUCCUUUUUUAAUUCGGAUUAACACUGCACUUCUGUAAUGUAUUUUUUAAAUCUUUAUUUUUUUUACUCUUGAUAACAUUCAGGCAUACUCAUCCUACACUAUGUAUUCAUUUCUCAUCAUAGACUCUGACGUGCCUUUAAAAGAAAAGAAGGCGGUCUUCGACAAAGUCAUGCUCCUCCGUCGCCUGAAAGAGGAAGAUGGGAUUCUGCUGAAAGAGAUGCAACAGCAUUGGCAGUUUCUUUGCAGAACUUCUCGAAGACUGCAAGAAUUUAAAGGAAUGGGCUACCAGUCAGGACUUUCCAUGGAGGCUUAUGAGGGACUGCGCUGCAUUUUGCAAGGCCAAUUGGAGACGUUGAAGCGACAAAUGAGGGAGGUGAAGUCAGCCUACAUGCACGUAGUUGACUCUAGUGUCCUGCAGCUGGAGGAGGAAGAGUCUGAGGAAGACUUGCAGGAGGAGUCUGAUGGUGACGAUAGCGAUGAAGACGAAGACUUCUAACCAUCCAGCAUGUACUCAAGUCAUCAGUUAUUGUUAUUAGACACGGACACAGGGUGCAAGAGGACAGGGAGACGGUAAAAGAGAACAGGGAGACAGGGUGCAAAGGGACACGGAGAAAGAGGACAGGGAGACAGGGUGCAAGAGGACAGGGUACAGGGGGACAGGGUGCCUUGUUAUGUAAAGGUAAUCUUUGUACUGGUAAAUAAAAUUGUUCCAAAAAUAUUUGGUGUAUCAUGUUUAAAGUGAAAUACUUUCAUUGCAUGACAAUAUGCCAGAAGGGACACAGAAAAGCAAUCCUAAAGGAAUCCCAUUUUGCUGCAGUUCAAUGUUGCCGCUGUAUACAGCAUUAUGUAAAAAGGUCAAUGUAUUUCUCAAACCUCGCUAAGAUCUGGCUACUUGCUUUCAGGUCAUCUGGUAAACUCAUCACUUAUUGUAAUGAAAUAUACCAUGGGAUGAUAUUUUUGUACCUAUACAC
Gadus macrocephalus (Pacific cod) is the source of this 4003-nucleotide messenger RNA. RefSeq lists its product as uncharacterized. The transcript has 17 exons. The record is from RefSeq and is a predicted model, not a curated record. The coding region runs from base 739 to 3027 and encodes 762 amino acids. NCBI's taxonomy places the organism in Eukaryota, Metazoa, Chordata, Actinopteri, Gadiformes, Gadidae.